Molecule: messenger RNA, 6871 nt
Organism: Microplitis demolitor
Lineage: Eukaryota; Metazoa; Arthropoda; Insecta; Hymenoptera; Braconidae
Product: GATA zinc finger domain-containing protein 14
Exons: 7
Coding region: 492-4763 (1423 amino acids)
Biological process (GO): regulation of transcription by RNA polymerase II
Molecular function (GO): DNA-binding transcription factor activity, RNA polymerase II-specific; RNA polymerase II cis-regulatory region sequence-specific DNA binding
Source: RefSeq, a predicted model, not a curated record
UUUACAUAUACGUAUUUAUGGUACAGUGCAAAAGAUGGUGAUGGUGUACAGGGUAUACACUUAAAUAUAUACCUAUAUACCCAUAAGCAAGACCAGCAUAAAAAAUAAUAAUGAAAAAAAAUUAAAUAAAACCCAAAAAGAAAAAUAAAAAUCAUUAAAGAAAGUAAUAGUAAUAAAAUCGAUAAAUUUAAAUCCAGUGAGAAAUUUAAUUAAAUAAACAAACUGAAAAGUGGAUUUUUGUUUAUUCCGAUAAAUAAACUAAAAAAAAAACGUUAAAAUUUAUUUGACAUAAUUUUUAUGAUUUAAUUAAGCUACCUAAUAUAUAAUAUUAUAUAUAUAUGUAUACAUAUUAUAUAUUAAUUGUCUGAUGCAUGGACAACAAGAAGCUCCACCGCGCGAUUAAAAGGCGGCCCCGUGUUCACUCUGAGUAUUACAUAUUUUAUAAAUAAUUCAAGUUGGAGUUUAAAAAAAAAAGUGGUGUUGGAUGUAAGAUGAACAUGAACAAUCAUGAGAGGCCGAAAAUUGCCCAGAAAAGUCACAGGGCCAAUGAAGACAGUGCCUUUGACUCGAGAAAAAUAAAAAAAGAAUCCAGUGAGGUUAAUUGUGCCGAUGGAGAUGUCAAUAAAAACUCUAAUGUCUAUGAUACUACGACAGGAAGAACUACGACGCCUAAUAAUUCAUUAAUUAAUGAUGACAAUUCGACACCAACAUCAAUAACAACUCGUGAGCGUAAUUCCGGUUCGCGUUUGUCCAAUGGCUUUCAUCCUGACAUUCAGGAUAUCAUCGCUGCUAAAUUGUCAAACUCGAAUUCUCAUGGAUUAUCAUUGUCUGCUAAAAAUGAUAAGAUUCGACAUCUCAUUGAGGACAGUAUCAGUGAGGAAUCAAAAUUGCGUGUUCAAGAAAUUUAUCUACAAGUUGAUCAGCUGAAAAUAGAUGAAAAAUUAUUACUGUACCUGAAAUUACCAGCGUCAUUGACGAAUCCUGGUGGUACGGUUGAUCCACUGAGGCAGCCGUUGAAUCCGCUUGGUAAUCGGUAUGAAAUUCAUCAAACGAUAAUGUGGAUUAAAACCCAUCUAGAAGAAGAUCCUGACGUUUCGUUACCCAAACAAGAAGUCUAUGACGAAUACAACAUUUUUUGUAUCAAAAAUUCAAUGAAACCUCUGUCGACUGCUGAUUUUGGUAAAGUUAUGAAACAAGUUUACCCGCGAGUACGACCACGUAGACUCGGUACUCGCGGUAAUUCACGUUAUUGUUAUGCUGGGAUGAGAAAACGAGUAAAACUUGAUACUCCAACACUUCCUUCAAUUAUUGGUGUCACGGAUGAAGAUGAUUCUGAAGAAUCAUUAACUGAGGAAAUGCUUGGAGCAGCGUCAAUUUUAAUUCGUGAAUGGGCUGAAAGUACACUAGGUCAUAAAUUUUCAUCAUUAAGCGGCUUGGCGCGUCACUUAGUUGACAAUCUGUGUGUUGAUACUCGAUCGUUGGCUGCUGUUUGUAUUCUCAGUGCCUCAGUGGAUGUCGAAAAUUCAUCAAACAAAAUUUUAGAGACACCUCUUAAGUCAUCAACACCAAUCGGUGGUAAAUCUGGAAAAUUACGCGAAGCUCAAAUACAAUUACAGAAAAAACUUCAACAACGGGAUCAAAAAAGUCGAAACUCCGAGGCGAUUAUAAAUCAGCCAAAGGAAAGUAAUAACGGGGGUAGUGAAAUUGUUAAAAAUUCAGUCGGUAAAUCGUAUAAAAAAAGUAGAACUAGUUUGUCUCAAUCACCGCAAACAACAAAUUCAACAGCAACUGUACCAAUUAAAUCAUCAUCAUCAUCAUUAAUUACUACAAAUCGGUCUAGAAAAUUAUCCAGGUCUUGUAGUCAGACUAGUACGAUAUCACCACAACUGAACUGUGAUAAUUCAGCUGGGCGUACGUCUGUUGAGCCUUUAAAUGGAUCUUCAAAUGCUAGAUCUUGCACGAGUACGCCCAAUGACUCAAUUACCUCACGAGAUAAUAUUUUAACAGCAACAACAAACAAAAAUUCACGGAAGCGUGUUAGUCUAGAUCAAGCGCGUCCAAGUAAUGAAACGAGCCCGGAAAAACAAGCGAAGCUUGACGGCGACAACCAAAAUAACGAUGAUUCAAAACUGUCCCUAUCGUCAAAAUUGAAGCAACAAAAUUCAAAUCAGCAACGUGCUAAUAAACUAACAGUCGUCUCACCAGGUAAUUUAAAAUUUAAAAAACUCGAUAUUAUUGACGAUAACAAUGUUAUCAAAAUAGUUAAAUGCCGUGAUAAUAAUAAUAUACUUAUAGAUAAUAAUCGUAUUAUAAAAUCUAAUGGUCGUUCUAGUGUUUAUGAUAAAAGUAUAAUAACUCCUGUUAUUGUUGACGAUACUGCAAGUAUUUUAAUAAAAGAUCAAAUAUCUACUUUACAAGAUAGUAAUAGUAAUGCUACUGAUACUGAUAAUUUUAUAGAUAAUAAUAAAAACGAUAAACUGACUACUAUUGAUACAGACGCACUUGAUGAUUAUUUAAAUGGUGGUAAUAAUUCCCAAGAACCUGAAGAAGAAUUACUGCAAUAUUUCAAACAAUCAAGUUCAUCAAGUUCUGAUAAUGAUAUUACCUCAUUGUCAUUAAUUAAUAAUUGUAAUAGUACUAUUACCACUGCUUGUACCAAUACCACUAUUAUCAAUACCACUAAUUCAAAUAUUAUUGCAACUGAUGUUGAUCAAACAUCAAGAUCUGAUAAAGUAUCACAGCUACGUUUAAUAUUACAACAGAAUCUCAAAGAUGGUACAAUUAAAACAACGGAUAUUAUUAAAAAACAAAAUAAUAAUGAUAAUAUUAAUAAUAUUAAUAAUAAUAACAAUAAUAAUAAUAAUCAGAUAGGAAAACGUCAAGUACAAAAAAAUGAUAUUAUAUUACCAACAUUAUUAAAUAAUCAGAAUAAUAAUACUAAUAAUAAUAACAAUAAUAAUAAUACUAAUAAUAAUAAUAAUAAUAACAAUAAUAAUAACAAUAAUAAUAGUAAUAAUACUAAUUCACGUAGACGAGUUAGCUUUGAGACAAAUGUUAUUGAACAUAAUUCUCAACUAAUAAAUAAUAAUAUACCAACAAUAAAUCCAGUACCACCAAGUCCAAAUACACGCCGUCAUAUAUUUAAUUUUACUCCAAUAUCACCAGGACCUCAUUCACCAAUAAAUGGACGUGCAUCAAAACCUAAUUCAGCAAAUGCUAGUCCUUUUGUAUCACCACGUAAUACACCAGUACCCCGAUCAAGAAGCAAUAUAGCUAAUGUAUAUAGAUCGUCACGUAAUAAUUUAAAAUCAUAUUCACGGUCAAAUUCAUGUAGUGCAACAUAUAUUUGUAAAAAUAAUACCGAUAGUACUGACACGUUUCUCGUUCCGACAAGUAGCAAUGAAACAAUUAAAUUGUCACCAUCAUUGUCAUCAGCAUCACCAGCGACAACAACAGCAACAAUAUUGGGGUGUAAUAAAACAACUCAAGUACAAGUUUGUGGUAAUAUUGGAUCAAUAACAUUGGGACCAGAUGAUAAUAAAUCAACAUUAGUCUGUACAUCAUUAUUAUCAGAUGUUAAUCCACAGAAACAAUUACUUAUUAAUUAUCCGAGUCAAGAAAAUUUAUUAGAAAUUAAAAAUAUAAAUAAUAAUAAUAAAUCUACGACAACAACACCGCCAGCAGCUGCUGGAAUACUGACUAGUAAACCAGCAGAUCAAGAAAUAAGUGAAUUAUUAUUGAAUAGUGUAAAACAAUACAAUUAUAAUAACAGUGAUAAUUAUUAUCGUUCGCAGUCAGUGCCAUUGCAUCGUAUGUUUAAUCCAACGCUAGUAUCGCCGAUAUCAAUGCAGUUUUUUUCAAACAACAACAGUUUCAAUCCAUCGACAAGUAGUUCUGUUGUACAUACACCGGUGCCCAGUGAAUAUGAUGAUUUUGGUUCAAUAACUGGACAAUCAGAUAGUUAUUUGUUGGACCAAGUUGAUGCUAAUUUCAUAAAUGAUGAUCAAUCAUACCUUAUUGAAGACAAAGCAAUAUCAUCAGAAAAUAUAAACAAAAUAUUUGAUUUCUUCGAUGAGGACAAUGACAAAGAUUUGAAUAAUAUUCUAAAUCAACAAAACAAUGACGCUGAGGAUGAUGAUGAUGAUUAUGAAGAAGACGAUGAUGAUCAUAAUCACCAUCAUGAUGACACCAAUUUAAUCAUACUUAACUCGUUGUCAAGUGCUGGUAAUAUGGGCAUGCAGGAGACGAUGCUCGAUCCUUCGACAUUGAACCCCUCGUCUAUUGAUCCGUUUGAAAAAAUAAUAAUACACCAGCAGCAGUCUAGAUCGUAUCCUAAUACACCACUGCCUCAUUCAGUAACGACAGCAACUACGUCAACCUCAACAGCAACAACGACCCCACCACCACCACCAGCAAUAUCGGCAUCUUAUCAUCAGUCAUUUACGGAAGACAGCAAUGGACCACGUUCUUAUCCACCAACACCUUCAUCGCAUCUUAUAGGGUCUCAGGAUGUUUAUCAAGAAACAAAUGAACCGAUGUUGUCAAGUCCGACAUUGAAUUCAUUGAAUUUACAUGUUACUGAGCAUGGUAACAAUGAUCCAACGGAUAACGUCUGUAGAAAUGUUAGCGAUUUACUAGAAACAAAUUUUCUUACUGAUGGGGACGAUGACGACGGACUUGAUCCGCUAAGUAAUUUUGAUGGGUUGCAAGAUGUUGAUUCAUUAGCACCGUUAUUUAAUGAAGUAUCUGAUACUAAUCGUUGAUUAAUUAAUUUUAGUUAUUAUUAUUAUUAUUAAACAUUAAAUAUUUAAAUAAUAGAUAACGAAUAUCAACAAAUUAACGAUUUAAAAUCGUUUUAGUUAAGCAGGCUGUGGCGCAAUAUAUACCAGUGGCUUUUUAUUUUUUACUUCUAUUAGUUUUAUUUCAUUUUUCAUCCAAUCACUUGAAUUAACAAAAUACGAAUAAACGAUAAAUUGUCAUUUUUUAUUGACAUGUGAUAAUUUCAUGUUUUAAGAUUCUGCAUUUACUGUAUGUUUGGUUUUAAGGGUAUUCUCAAGUAGUGCCUUUCCCAUACAUUUUAAAAAUUGUAUUGGAAUUUUAUCAAUUGGCAGUUCCAGGUCAUUAAGUAUUUUUAAAAAGUAUGGAGACACUGCCUGAGAAUGCCCUUAAAAAAAUAAUAAAUAUUGAUAACACCGACAUAUAUAUAAAUGUAUGUCAGCAAAGCAGUUGCCCGGUCACGGGAUAUUUUUUAUUGAAAUCCAAGUUAAAUUGAAUGAAUAAAUUCAACGUGAUAAAAAAUAAUAAUAAUAAUAGUUAUAAAUAAAUAGAAUACACUAAAUAUUAGUGUAAUAAAUAUAAAAAUGAAUAAUUAAAAAAAAGUAUUUGCAAUUGAGAUUUUUUUUUAUCGACGUGAAAAAAUUUUUUCAAGAUUGAUAAUUUAAAGAAAGACAAAUCAGCAUUGAAAUAGUUAUUAACAGUAAAAUAAAUUUAACUUUCAUUUUUUUUUCUUUUUUAAUUAAGAAAAAUAAGAUCGUAUUUAAAUUAUCAAUUGUUUAGAGUCCGCAAUCAAAGGACUUACGGUUUAAGUGUAAAAUGUAUUUGUACAAAUUAUUUAAUAGUAUAUAUAUAUUUUUUUUUUAAUACAUUUUUUUGUAUGUAUAAUUUUAACUAACUAUAAAUACUAUGCAAUUUAUUUAGUAAUUAUUAUUUUUUAAACGGAAAUUCGUAACAAUUGAUAACUGGAAAAAUUAAAAUUUUUAUUUAUUGUAUACACAGGCAAGGAUUUUUUUGGCGCCAAAAUUUUUUACUCGUCCCGAUUUUUUUGAAUUAUAAAUUGAAAAUAAAAUUUUCUUGAAGCGAGAAGAAAAUUCUUACGCUAAGAAAUUUUUUCGUUCUAAGAAAAUUUUUCUCUUCAAUUUAUAAUUCAAAAAUUUCUCGCGCCAAGAAGUCCUUUUUCUGUAUACUUACGAUCAAAUUUGUAUAGUUAAAAUAUUUGUUAUUCAGAAAGUAAUUAACUUUUUUUUUAAUCUGACCAAUAAUUGAAUGCUAUAAAAGUUUAAAUCAAUAAAUGAUAUUUUGAAUUUAGCGCUCUUGGUUUGUUUAAACAAGUACCAAAAAAGUAUUAAUAUAUUUCAUACAGUAAUGAAUAAAGUUUAAUAUUAAAUAAUUAAGAUAAUAAACAUUUGAUAUUAAUCUUUUUCAUUGAAAUUUUUUUUCCUUUUGUAUUAAAAAAAAUUAAAACUAAAUUAUAAAAUUGAAGUAAAUACGAAACUAAGAUUACACGCACAAAAAUAAUUUUUACAUUAGGUAAUAUCUAUAAUUAAAGUCUAAUCAUGUAUAAUCGGGAUUCUUAUUAUAAAAACAAAUAUGAUAAAUAAUAUAGGAAUUAAAUGAAAAAUGUGUUGGUAGAUAGAAAAAAAUAUAUAAAUACUGGAGAUCAAAUUACUGUGGAAAUGAUUAAUAUUAAAUUUGUAAUGAACGUAAUCGAGCUUAUUGACAACAAAAGUUGAAAAAAUUCAAGUGUUUCGGUACAAAUUAAUUUCUUUAGUUAUUUCAUAAAUUUCAUGUGAUUUGAUCAGCAGUAAUACAAUAACUAUAUCGUGAUUUAUAUUAACUAGUAGAAUUGCAUGAUGACAAACAAUAGAUCAACCCGUUCCUUAUUUAUUUUUAUUUUCACUCCAAUAUUUUAAAAAUUAUUUGUCCGAUUGCAUCUGAAUCCCGAUAGAUUUUUUUAUUUUUAAAAUUAUAAUUAAAAAAAGUUUUUGCAUAAAUUUUUUUUCUUUUUUAUAACAAAUGAUUGAAUACUUAAUAAGUUAAAAUUAUGUUAAAUAAUUUAAAAAAAUAUAACUUUUGUAAUUAGUGCAAUUAAUAA